UGUGUGUGUGUGUGUGGAGGAAGGAACACAAACGCCUCCAGGUGUGUGUGUGGAGGAAGGAACACGAACGCCUCCAGGUGCUGGCCAAGAAGAAGGUGACAUCAGUUGGGCCCGCAAGUAGUUGGAAUUACAAUAUUACUGUGCGUGAGCAGAGAGGAGGAAAAGCGUGUUUACACAGACGGCCGAGAGCCUGGGGAAUAAUGCGCGAGAGGAAGUGAGCCGGCUCUCUGUCUGCGCGCUCCGACUUCCUGCUCUGAAGAAGGAGAAAAAACCUCCGGAUCCGCUUACAGUCUCGAGCCCCGCUGCCCAGACAGCAUCAGCAUGGAAAACCAGCGCAUUAUACGGAAUUCUCUUUAAAAACAUAUACGGAAGGAAAGCAGACGUCUAACACCAGGUCAUGGAGAGUGCCAUCACGUUGUGGCAGUUCCUGCUGCAGCUGUUAUUGGACCAGAGCCACAAGCACCUGAUCUGCUGGACGUCCAAUGAUGGGGAGUUUAAACUGCUCAAGUCAGAAGAGGUGGCCAAGCUGUGGGGCCUGAGGAAGAACAAGACCAACAUGAACUAUGACAAGCUGAGCCGAGCCCUGCGCUACUACUAUGACAAGAACAUCAUCAAGAAGGUGAUUGGCCAGAAGUUUGUGUACAAAUUUGUGUCCUUCCCGGAGAUCCUGAAGAUGGACCCCGCAGCGGUGGAGAUGGGGGUGCGGGGGAGUGAUGAGGCUGGUGGGGCCCUGUCAGAGGGGGAGGGGGAUGAGGAGGGGGUGAGGGGCGACCCCCCAGGGAGGAACGAGUACCUCCACUCAGGCCUCUACUCCUCCUUUACCGUCAGCUCCCUCCAGCAUCCACAGGACCUCCUCCGCCCCCCUGAUCUGCUCCGGCCAGUCAAGGUGGAGCCUCGACCUGAUCACCACGACGACAGUGGCACGGUGAUUCGCUUUGUUCAGAACCGCAGCCAUAAGGGCGGGGCACUGCCGGUGGUGUCUCUGCCUUCAUCCCCACCCCCAUCCUCCAACGAGGGCUACUAUUCGUCCAAACCUUCCCCAAGGCUAGCCCACUCCUCGUCCUGCUCCUCCUCCCCAUCACACAGCCCCACCCACGCACUCUGGAGGGCACGGAGCCCCGCCCCUGAGACUUACGAAUCAGAGCAGAGCGCUCAGCCCCUUAACCUAUCGUCUGGUCACAGAGACCGUGGCCAGGCCACACCCACGCCAGAGAAGAGGGGCUUAGCCAAUAGCGUCCCACCAAAAACCAGGAAGCCUAAAGGCCUGGAGAUAUCCGCACCCUCCCUGCUCCUGACAGCCAAUGACAUCGGCUCUAUCGCCCUCAACAGUCCUGCGCUGCCCUCAGGGUCCCUAACACCAGCCUUCUUCACUGCACAGACUCCCUCAGGUCUCAUCCUCACCCCCAGUCCCCUGCUGUCCAGUAUCCAUUUCUGGAGCAGCCUGAGUCCCGUAGGACCCCUGAGCCCCGCUCGCCUGCAGGGCCAUGGACCCCUGUUCCAGUUCCCCACCCUGCUGAAUGGGCCCAUCCCAGUCCCCCUGUCCAGCCUGGACACCUCCUCCCCCCUGCUGCUCUCCCACAGCCCACACAAGUCCUGAUCCUCCUGGAAGACAGUACCAUACCCUACUGGACUCUACCACCAAAUAGGCCCAGUCCACGCAAGUUCAAAUCCUGGACCCCGACAUAGCAGGACUUGAGGCAAAAAUCAGGUUAAGCCAGAAAAAAAUCAGGACACUGCUGCAAACCGACUGGAUCAGCCUUCAACUGUGUCAAUAUCAUUAUUGACUUGAAGAUGCAUUUUCUUUAGCUUAGUUGAAACCGAUUUAUUUUGGACCUGUUUAGUUUGUAUCUCAUCUCAUCCAGCUUGAAGUUGUCCCACAUUUAUCCACUUCAGAAUGCUGUUCCAUGCAUUGUACCUUGUCAGCCCUUUAUCAAAAGCCUGGCGUAUGGUUAUAACGCUUUAUAAAUGUUUGUAUCAUUGUAUAGUGGUUUUGAUAUGUUCAUUUGAGGCUGUGAACCUGGUUGUGUUGUUCUGGCUAAAUGUUUUUCUAUGGUUUUGUAUUGUAUUACACAUUAUUACCUUGUACCGGCUGUGCCUUCUCAAAUGUAAGAGUUAUGUAAAUGUGUUCUUUUCAAGCUUUAAAACUCUUUUUUUAUAGACGAAAUUCCAGUUCAAUAUUGAACAAAAGCUUAUAUGUAACAGCUUUUGGUUAUUUUUCAUAAAGGAAUUGAUACAAAUGUAUUCUCAUAAUGAUUUGCUAUUUUCUUUAUGUCCGAGAGUCAAGUAAAAAUGUCUUAAACAAGGUUUUAAAUAAACAUGAAGCAUUGAAUGCUAUACAACUGAUUUUAUGUCUGGUGUGAGUGUCACCAUCUACUUCCAUUUCACCCAGAAAACAACAAUAAAGACAAGUGUAUUUAUCAAACAGA
Messenger RNA from Coregonus clupeaformis (lake whitefish), 2426 nucleotides. RefSeq names its product ETS domain-containing protein Elk-3. Gene Ontology annotation, biological process: cell differentiation; regulation of transcription by RNA polymerase II. Gene Ontology annotation, molecular function: sequence-specific DNA binding; DNA-binding transcription factor activity, RNA polymerase II-specific. The transcript has 5 exons. The coding region runs from base 398 to 1597 and encodes 399 amino acids. NCBI's taxonomy places the organism in Eukaryota, Metazoa, Chordata, Actinopteri, Salmoniformes, Salmonidae. Gene Ontology annotation, cellular component: nucleus. The record is from RefSeq and is a predicted model, not a curated record.